Coregonus clupeaformis (lake whitefish) is the source of this 1765-nucleotide messenger RNA. RefSeq names its product electron transfer flavoprotein regulatory factor 1. Gene Ontology annotation, cellular component: mitochondrion. The record is from RefSeq and is a predicted model, not a curated record. NCBI's taxonomy places the organism in Eukaryota, Metazoa, Chordata, Actinopteri, Salmoniformes, Salmonidae. The transcript has 4 exons. Gene Ontology annotation, biological process: respiratory electron transport chain. Bases 1178 to 1429 code for a protein of 83 amino acids.
CAGUGACAUGGCCAACCCUCUGAGGAGAGAGGUUAGACAGCUGUACAAGAAUCUACUGUAUCUAGGACGGGAAUACCCCCAAGGAGCAGACUACUUCAGGAAGCGUCUGAACAGUGCCUUUAUGAAGAACAAAACAAAUGUCUAGCCUAUCUAUGGGUAACAGGGUUGACAUGAUAUGCUCGAUGCACUCUCAUUCUGAUUGAAUGAAAUGAGAAGUCCUAGAGUACCCUCCUCCUUUUGUCUUCUCAUCUUUCUGAAGUCGCUCCUUCUCAGCCUUAAUGAGCUUGCCUCCUUUCUUUUUGGCAGACUUGAACCAAAUCAACAAUUCAACUUAAUGAACAUAAAUGUGACCAUAGACACAUUUGCAAGCUACUGUAUGCUUGCAAUUUGUGGGCAUUGCAAAAGUGAAUGAAGGUAAAGAACAUAUCUAAAGACUCAGAUGCUGGGGAGAAAUUGAAACUUAUAUUAUAUUCAAUUUAGCUAGCUAGGCCUAUAUCUACUAGGUCUAAUAUCUCUCAUGAAUCUAAUAUAGAGAGAGAUGUUAUGCUAUUCAUAACAAAAGUAACAAAGUUACCUUUGCAUCCUUGGAUGGCUUACAAGGAAAUAACAUAGAGAAUAGAAACUUAGGAGAUAUAGUAUUUAGUUGUAGUAAGAUAAGGCUGAAAGAAGCAAAGGAGAAGCACAACUGAGACUUGCAGCAUGCUUGCAGUAAAAUGAAGCUGAUUUGCAGUCACUUGUUCACCUUGAGUCCUAUCUAGCUAGCUAAAUGGUAAUCUAACUUACUCUGGCUAGUAACAACUGGCUACUAAUGCAACUAGCUACUUGGCUUGUAAACAUGUUAAACUAACCACAAUAUUCAUUUUCUAACUCUGGUUAGCUUGCUAAAUAGGUAAUGAAAUAACAUUUGUUGGAAAACUGGUAAUCUUCUCUUGGUGGGCAUAUCUGUCAACUCUUUUCACGUCCAAGUAACGAUGGAAAUGCCACCGGAAGCACGCGCAGUAGGUCAAUGUUUUGGUUUGCGACAUGUAAAACGAUUUACGGCGUUGUUUAUGAACUCCUAUUUGAACUUGUGUGGACGAAGGGCGAAGUAACCAGCUAUCGACACUACUUAACUGCAAGAAUUUAUCGAUAAGGGACCUUAUAAUUAGUGAAGGCUGAUACGGUCUCAGGCAGUGACAUGGCCAACCCUCUGAGGAGUGAGGUUAGACAGCUGUACAAGAAUCUACUGUUUUUGGGACGGGAAUACCCCGAAGGAGCAGACUACUUCAGGGAACGUCUGAAGAGUGCCUUUAUGAAGAACAAAGAUGUCACAGACCCUAAGGAGAUCAAGACGCUAGUCGACCGUGGGGAGUUUGUGAUAAAGGAACUGGAGGCCCUGUACUAUCUAAGGAAGUACAGAGCCAUGAAGAAGCGUUACUAUGAAGAAUAAUUGUCCGCCAUGCUGAAUAUAGGCAGACCAAUAGACUGAUAGCCUAGAUAUUUGGCAGCUGAAUCUUCAGUAUGCAAGUUUUAGUUUAGCCGUCCAUGAAGAAGAGUGUUAUUAGCAACACAAACGUCCUUAGACACAAAUGUUAGCUAUAUAUUACAGAAAAAAGUGUUAUGAGCUACACUUGCCACUCUUACACACCUCGAGUUGUGGAAUCAAGUCCGCCAAAUGCCUACAGUUCUCUCAUGUGUACAUAAUUGUAAAUAAUACAUGAUAGAAUGUAUUGAUAACUUGUACAAUGUAAUUUAAUUAUAUAAGUAUAAAUAUGAGACACAGCUA